AUGAAAUCCGCCCUCUUGACAGCCGCAACCCUCCUCGUCCUCCUCACACCCCUCUCCAUCCUGGCACAUCCAAAUCCAAACCCACCCACCGUCCUCCGGAAAUGCAUGCCCCUCCUCGGCGACAUCGGCGAAGACGAAGCAUGGUUCAUCGCGAACCUGCAUGUCAGAAAAAUGGAUUUAACGGGGGUGGAUGUGAUACAGCUGCCUAUGAGUGUCUCUGUUCUUGAGCAGCUUGUCUGCUAUUAG
Messenger RNA from Aspergillus viridinutans, 246 nucleotides. RefSeq lists its product as uncharacterized. The record is from RefSeq and is a predicted model, not a curated record. The coding region runs from base 1 to 246 and encodes 81 amino acids. The transcript has 3 exons. NCBI's taxonomy places the organism in Eukaryota, Fungi, Ascomycota, Eurotiomycetes, Eurotiales, Aspergillaceae.